This is a messenger RNA of Brassica rapa (field mustard), 1647 nucleotides long. RefSeq lists its product as uncharacterized. Lineage: Eukaryota; Viridiplantae; Streptophyta; Magnoliopsida; Brassicales; Brassicaceae. The record is from RefSeq and is a predicted model, not a curated record.
UUAUGUUAAAAGGAGGUAUAACCUAGCACCGAAUUUUAAAAGGUUUUGUUUCUGUCUAUCCCCUUUCCCAUUUGAAAAUUGAAAAUUGAAAAUUGAAAGUUGAAAGUCGCAAUCGUCUUUCUUCUCUCAAGUUUCAACUUCACUUCCUCACUAGCAGCAGAUAGAAAACUUAUUGCCAUGGAAGAUCAUCCCCAUGACGAAUCCUUCCAUCUUCAAGAGAUUCACAGCCGCGUAAAAGAGCUCGAGCACCGUCACCGUAAUUGCAUAGACGAAUCUGGAGAAUCGAUUCCUUGCGGUUUCGAGGCUUUGGCACAAGAUUAUGCUCUUCAGCUUGAGACAAAGGUGAAAGAGAUUGUUGAAGAUUAUUGCCAUGUUGAAGAGUCAGAGGCUUACUUGGAGUAUUUACGAAAGGAGCUUCAUUCCGCUGAGGCUGAAACUGCCAAGGUUUCUCAAGAAAUUGAGCGUCUUUCCAAAGCUCAUGCGGAAGACUCUACUAGGCUGGAAUCGGAUCUUGAAGGUCUUCUAUUCUCACUUGAUUUUCUCUCAUCUCAGGAUGUGGACAAGUCAAAAGAGAACCUGCCGUCCAGCAGCUCAAUGGAAGUAUGUGAUGUGGAUUAUGACGAGAAAUUUAAGAUGUUUGAACUUGAGAAUCAGAUUGAGGAGAAAAAGGUGAUUCUCAAGUCAUUAGAAGAUCUGGAUUCUGUACGUGAAAGGCUUGAUGCUACAGAACAGGUUGAGGACGCAUUCACAGGCUUGAGGGUUCUCAAGUUUGAUGAAAACUUCAUUACGCUCCAACUGCGAACAUGUAUUCCAAAACUAGAUGGCUUGCUUGGACAGCACGACCUUGUGCACACUACUGAACCAUCUGAAUUGAUCCAUGAAUUGCUAAUUCAUCUCAAGGAUAAAACUACAGAGAUAACAAAAGUUGAGAUGCUUCCAAAUGAUGUAUACAUAGGAGACAUCAUUGACGCUGCUGAUUCUCUCAGGCAGAUAAGAUUACACUCUGCAUUGCUAGACACAAGAUCUUCACUCCAGUGGCUUGUCGCCAAGGUGACAGAAAGAAUUAUUUCGGCCACUUUAAGAAAAUGUAUGGCGAAAAGUUCGAAAACAAUCAGGCACACGUUCGAAUACUACGACAAAGAUGAAACAAUUGUGGCUCAUAUAGCCGGAGGUAUCGAUGCAUUUUUAAAAGUCUCUGAUGGUUGGCCGCUGCUGAAUUCUCCACUAAAGCUCGCAUCUCUCAAGAACUCUGAGAAUCAUUCAAAUGGAAUCUCGCUGAGCCUAAUCUGCAAAGUAGAAGAACUAGCGAAUUCACUGGAUUUACAGACCCGGCAAAACUUAUCAAGCUUCAUGGAUGCUAUUGAGAAGAUACUUAUGCAGCAAAGUCGUGAGGAACUCAAUUCCAGUGAACCUUCCCAAAAGUGAGUUACCAAGAAAACGUCCUUACCUCCAUAACCUAACAUGUUUUGAGAAGUUUGUUGCGUGUUUGCUAUCUGCAACCCUUUUGUUGUAAUACUUUUGACAUAACUUCUGCCCCGGGUCAAAUCAUAUCUAAUGAUGAAGCUUUGUUUUGCUUUAUGCUUAUGAAAAGAGCAAAUGUGAUUAACAGAUUUGACAUGAAAGAGCCAAACUUUUAUUGUCCUAUAA